GGUGGUAGGUACUAUAACUAUACUACCCACCAAAUUUAAACGAAAACCGUAAAAAUUUCAAAAUACAAAAGAAAAUCACUAGGAGAAAAGCGAGGAGAUCUGCCAGGACACCAUUUUGUACACGCACGCAGCUUCAUCCUCCUUCCUCCCUCCCCGAUCUGAUUGGACCUCGCCCUCUGCUCAGUUGCUCCAUGCGAUUCUAAGAUUCUAGGGUGUUUUAAUUGGAUGAGAUUUGAGGGUGUUAUUUUUAUUGGAGAUUUGGAGGGUUAAAUGGCAUCAGCUCAGGUUUUGCCAAGCUCACGAAAACAGGAGCAUCUUGAAGCCGGAAAGCGACGGCUGGAAGAGUUCCGUAGGAAAAAAGCAGCAGAUAGAGCUAAAAAAGGUCCAGACAUCAGUCAAUCUAUUGCUUCUGAUGUUAGCAUAGAUCAGAAACAACCUUUAGAGGCUGAACGUGUAAGGCUUACAGAUUCUGAUAGAGCUGGUACAUCUGAUGGACCUGGCAGAACUAUUGAACCUUACAAUGGAAUUAUCAAUAAUGACAGCAACAUAAUUAAUGUUACCUCAAAAGCUGGGCAAAACUUUUUGAAAGAUGCAAAUGCUAAUCCUCCAUCAAAGAGUGAUUCCAAGACAUCUUUGGUGGAUCUAGUGCUGAGACACACAAAUAAUCAUGAUUUUAAGAGAUAUGAUGCAUCAGGAUUUACUGGAGCAGGUGCUAAUAACAGCCCAGGGACAGAUGAAGUGAGUAGUGACUCCAAAAAAUAUGUUGGGAGCCAAGGCAGAAUGCCAUAUGAGAAAUUGGCUGACCAUUCUAUUGAUCCACAUUCACAAGAAGGUCAAGUUUUUGAAAGCAGUUCUAAUCAAUGUACUCCAUUCCAGUCAACAGAAAACAAUAGUCUUUUAAAGGAUUAUGCAUUUACCUCACCUCAAAAUUCUGCCUCUCAACUGAAAAUUAAGAGCAGUUAUCCCAGCACACCGGCCACUGGUGUGGACUUUAUUCAACCUAGUAACAACUUGAGAGAGUCCAGUCUUGAGGUUGAGCGAGACACACAUGGUGGCAUGCACUUCAAUGGCUCCUUGAAUUCAGAUUUUGGUGAAAGAAAUUUUAGUAGCUUACCUGAUAGUUUUCCUACUGUGUAUGGUAGAGAUGUGCAAACAUCCGAAUCAAUUGGUUUCAAUUCAGAUACCAGGAGCUCCACAAAUCAUGUUCAACUAUUUUCAGGAACAUCUGAACCUAAUUCUAGGAGAUCUCGUCCAUCCUUCCUUGAUUCACUUAAUGUUCCUAGAGCUCCUUCAACGAAUUCUUUCCAAAGUACUGAUUCUCAGAAGGAGUCGUUUAUGCUUAGUACCUUGACAUCAGAUGGCUUGGAUGAUCUAGGAUCCUCUGCCUUUCAUAAGCCAUCAGUGGACACUGAAACUGUGGGACAGCAUUUCAUGAAAUUUUCCAUGUCCUCCAGCAAUGGGUUUGAUCUAAUGACAUCAAAUGUUAAUGAGAAUAGCUUGGAGAGAAAGCAUGAUUUAUAUGCAUCUAAACCAAAUGAAGACUUUGUUGCUUUAGAACAGCAUAUUGAAGACUUGACACAAGAAAAAUUCUCUUUGCAACGAGCUCUUGAAGCUUCCCGUGCCUUGGCAGAGUCCCUGGCUGCUGAAAACUCAUCAUUGACAGAUAAUUAUAACCAACAGAGAACUGUUGUCAACCAACUAAAAUCUGACAUGGAGAUAUUGCAGGAGGAAAUCAAGGCUCAUUUGGCGGAGCUUGAUUCUGUCAAAAUGGAAUAUGCAAAUGCAAAACUUGAGUGCAAUGCUGCUGAUGAACGCGGAAAGAUUUUGGCUUCUGAGGUUAUUGGUUUGGAAGAGAAGGCUCUCAGACUAAGGUCUAGUGAACUAAAGCUGGAGAGGCAAUUGGAGGACUCACAUGCUGAAAUUGCUUCAUACAAAAAGAAAAUGUCCAGCCUAGAGAAAGAUCGUCAGGACUUGCAAUCAACAAUUGAUGCUCUUCAAGAAGAGAAGAAACUAUUGCAAUCUAAGUUGCGGAAAACUUCAACAAGCAGAAAUUCUAUUGAUGUUGACAAGAGUUCCGGUAAUAAAAAGGAUGUGUCAACAUCUACUGCAGAUUUAGACGCCAUCCCUUACACUUCUGACCAGGAAACAAAUGAUGCUACUUCACGUGUUGGAAGUGAUACCCUGAGUUUUCCCAUGCUAUCUGAAAAUGGCCAGUCAAAUCUUGAAGCUUCAUCUGAGUAUAUUCCUUCAGAUCAGAUGAGAAUGAUUGAAAACAUUAAUACACUAAUUUCUGAGUUAGCAUUGGAAAAGGAAGAGUUGAUACAAGCUUUGUCAUUUGAGUUAUCUCAAUGUUCUGGGCUUAAGGAUUUAAAUAAUGAGUUGUCACGAAAGCUUGAGGCUCAGACUCAAAGAUUAGAGCUUUUGACCGCUCAAAGUAUGACGAAUGAGAAUGCCCCGUCAAGGUUACCUGAUUCUGGUUCCUCACAGGAGAAUACUGCAUAUGCAGAUGAGGGUGAUGAGGUGGUUGAAAGGGUUUUGGGGUGGAUAAUGAAGCUCUUUCCUGGAGGGCCAUCAAGACGAAGAACCAGCAAACUUCUUUGACUUGCGAAUCCGAGUAGCUCAUCAAAUGGAGAUGCUCAGUUCUGGUCUCAUUUCCUUGCGGCUUCCUUCCCUUUGUUUUGGCAAUUCAACAGAGGUCGUAAUCUGUAUAUUUUUUAGUUAAUUUUGCACCAUCAUUCUUUUGUAACAGAUGAAAAAUUAGUGUUAUUAAGAGGCCUUCCCAUUUAUUGGCAAAUCCAGUUGUCAUUGUUUUUGAUAGAUGACAAUAAAAAAGUCCCUUGUUGCUGUAAUUGCUUUUUGUUUGGACAAACAAAUUUAGUGGGGAAUUUGUUUGGCUAUGGAAGGGGUUGAUAGCACUGAUACACAGAAUAUGAGAGACGUUUGUUAGUGUGCAUUUGCUGCUUCCUUUUUUUUUUUUUUUCAGUUUGUUGUCUUUAUUCAUUACAUUCAAUGAGCACACUGCUAAGGCCCCAGACAUAAUAAUAAAUAUUUUUUAAAAGGAGAUUUUAUAAUUAUUUUAGUAAAUAAUUAAUAUUGAAUGAAUUAAUAAUAAUUUAUUUAAUUAUAAAAAUAAUAAAAUGUAAAUAAAAUAAGUAUAGAAAUUAUAAUGCACGUUUUCUGUAAGUUAAUAAUUGCCGAGUUUUAGAAACGUCGUGGCAAAUUAGUUAACGCUUUGGCGCCUAGCACCAAAGCAUGCCAAUCAACCACCAAGCUGCGUCCCUUAGUUGGACCACAACACAGCUACGUGCUCUCUCUCUCUCUCUCUCUCUCUCUCUCUCUCUCUCUCUCUCUCUCUCUCUCUCUCUCUCUCUCUCUCUCUGUAGAAUGAGUUCUGUAAUCUGCAAGCUCUCACUUGCCAUCGUCUCCUCUACAUCUUCUACUUCUCUUUCUAAAGGUACCCAAUAAGCACCUCUGUCUUUACUCUUUAUCUGUAUGUAUCUACGAAAUCUCUUAUUUUGCUUGAGCUAUAUGGUGUAACGGAUGCCAACUCCAAUUCCUCAAAAAAGUCAGUGAAGCUAAGGGAGGACUGGAGGCAACGGUCCCGAACCAUCCCAUCUGGUGGCAAAUUUCCUGCAAAGGACCAUUGCAGGUUUAGGCAGACUUGCGAAGCUUAUCAAUCUUGGUCUUGUUUGUUUAUAUGUUUUCUUACUUGAUUUUGUUUACUUUCUAUUUUCUUUGUUGGGGCAGUCGAUGUGGGUUGUGUGAUACAUAUUAAAUCGCUCAUGUGAAGAAUGCUUGCGCCUUUCUUGGAGAUGGAAUGUCUAGAAUUGAAUUAAGUUCUUUGUUUUUAUUAUAUUUUUCCCGCUUUCUUUAUUCGGUAUACGCAGUAUCAACUGUAAUGUUCAGAGUUUUGAGAUUUUGUAGAGGAGCUUUUUAUGAGAAGUCAGUCUUAGUACUAAUUUAGUGGUUUUGUUAUUUAGGAACGUUCAUGAAGUAGUUUGUAUAUCCUUUUUAUUUUGCAUCACCGUGUUUAUCUAAUGCAUUUUAUCGACUCUUUCAUCACCCCACCCCACCCCCCCCCCCCCCCCCACAACCCCGUUGGAACCUAUUGUUCAUGCUAGAGGGAGGAAGAUGGAUUCUUUUGAUGAUACGUACAUUGGAGUCCAUGAGAAGCUGUUAUACGCUCGUAAAACUAAGCCUAAGGUGUGCCUUUUUAUUGUGCUAUUGCUGAUUUUUUUUUCACCUGAACUUGUGCUUGUAAAUUGUAGGUUUGCCUAUAGAAGGUAUGCCUUUAUACUGGUUUACACUUGUAAAUUGUAGGUUACCUUCAUAUUUCUCUUAAUUUUGACGUAAAAUUGGACUAUUGGAUCUUCAAAAAGAUAUUUACUGCAUCAUUAACAGGACUUCAAAUCUCGAUUCCUGGCUAUAACUGUAAAUAUAUGCUAUUACUUGAAAAUUUAGAUGGGAUGAAAACUGUAAGAAUUCAGUAUAUUUUCAUAAAGCUGCCAGCAAGAUUAUUUUAGUUUUGGGAGGUCUGUAGUUUGUUCUUAUUAUGAUGUUUUGCAUUUUAAUAUGUCUUAUCUGAGUUUUUAGAAUACUACUUAUUUGUAAAUCUACUUGUAAUUUUUUUUUGUUUUUUAUUCCACUAAACAUAUUGUUCAAACCAAAUACUUCAUGUUAUGUCAUUGCACAUGAAUUUACCUUCUGCUUGGACUACUUCUGAACAAUGACUAACAACCAGAAUGCUUUAUUUAAUUUAUAAAGUAGAUUAUUGAUGCAAAGUUUUAAUUUAUAUGUUCUCCACAUAACUUUCUUGGAUGGCAAGAGCUCAAUGGACUGGAAUAGUCACUACUAGUGCAAUUGAGAUGCUGAAAUUUGGCAUGGUUUAGGCUGUUAUAUGUGUACAGAGUGAUCCACGUGACAGAUUCUCUCCAAAGCCCGUAUCAGCCAGGACGCCAGAUGAAGUUUUAGCUGCUAAGGGUGUAAGGCCAACAGUAUCUCCUAGUCUGAAUACUCUUGCAUUGAUCGACUCUCUCUCUCUCUGUAAUUCAGUUCGGUUUUUUAUUUUAAAAAAUUUCUGUCUAUUCCAUCUGGUUUUCUAAGAAACAAAUCAGUGGAACUGAACUGAAUAGUUUUUUUUUUUUUUAAUUAAUUGUUAUUAGGUAUAAAAUUAGAGUUAAAGAUAGGAAACAUAAAUGAAAUUGAAUCUGGAAUGAGUCCAAAAUAAGCUCAGAAAACAAGUGAAAGAUGAAGCUCAAAUCAAUAAAUUGAAAUGAACUAAGUCAGUUUGGUUUGAUUUGAUUUUCUCGUUAAUUCAAUUUGGUUCAAUUUGAUUUACUCUAUUAAAAAUUUCAGUUUUCUAAACCAAGUCAAACAGGCUGAUGCUCACCCUGACUCCAAGGGCAGGCUAGUUUCUUAAUAUUCUUUGUACCAGAACUGGAACUAGCUGUCUGGUCCAGUUUCAAACCAGAAUUUUUCAAAAUCUUUUAAAUAAAUUUUAUUUUUAUAUAAACAAGUGUGUAAUAAAUUGUAUUUAUGUCUAAAACAAUUUAAGAAAAAUAAUUUAAAACAAUGUAAGGAAAAUAAUUUUUUUUUUAAAAAUGGCAUUCUCGGUCCAGUUUAAGUUUCUCCCAGCGUAUUCAAAAGCGCAAAAAGUGCUCGCUAAAGCACAAAAGCCUCUAGACGAAGAGGAAAGCACUUUUACGUAUGCUAAACAAAGCACAUUUAGUUAAGGGCUUUUUGUGCUUAAAGCGCAAAGAGCCUCAAUUUCAAAGCCACGUCGGAAGAUUUUGAAACUGAUUUAGAUGAAAAUUUUAAUGGAAAUGAAUCUUUUAUUCUGGAGAUGAGGAUGAAAGUGUUGAGGACUUUGAUGGAAAAUCUAGUGAAGAUCUCUAGGCUAUAACUAUGAAUUUGAAUGCUAAAAAGUUUUAGAUAUUUAAUGAUUUCUUAAGGUUUAAAUUUUAUAUAGAGGAUUGUAUUGUCUUUACAUAUCAUAUUAUUAGUUAAAUUUUUAAUAAUUUUAAGCUUCCUUCAAUGAAGCAAUGGAGUGAUGCAUUACUUUGAGUACACCAUAUGCUUUUAACUAUCUCGGCUUCUCGUCACCACAUUCGAAACCAGUCCAUGGCCAGGUCUAGUUUCGGGUGGAGGGAAGAGAUAUAUAGUGAAGAUUGAUACUUUGUUGUACUCUUCAUAGGUCCACUUGAAGCACUUGGAUGGUCGCAUUGAAGAGGUAAUUUUUUCCCUCUACAUGAUCUUGGUCCAAGUUCUAUAAUUUUUGUUGCUUCAUCUCUUUUCCAAUCUUAACUAAAGCAGGUUCCUUAUUUCUGUCUACCAGCAAACGAGUUAGUUGAUGUAAUUGCUCCAUCUUGCUAUAGCUGUUUUGAUUACACAAAUGCUUUAGCAGUGGGCUUCUAUCAACUUACUUCAAACAUUUCAUUUUUUCUGAUUUAUUUAAUCUAUUUCUAGCCCCUUGCCCCCUCUCUCUCGCAGAUGGCUUGCACCGUUGUAACAAUUAGUAACUUGCACAUGUAGAAUUAGGUUAUGUGAGCAACUGUUCUGCAACAAAGAUUACUUGCAAGAGCACAGAAAGAUACCUGUUAAGACAUACCUGGAUUUCAAUCCCAUUAUAAUACAAGAUUUUUCGUUGGUAA
Hevea brasiliensis (rubber tree) is the source of this 6650-nucleotide messenger RNA. Its product is annotated as protein BLISTER. Gene Ontology annotation, biological process: regulation of growth. NCBI's taxonomy places the organism in Eukaryota, Viridiplantae, Streptophyta, Magnoliopsida, Malpighiales, Euphorbiaceae. The record is from RefSeq and is a predicted model, not a curated record. The transcript is spliced from 17 exons. The coding region runs from base 271 to 2601 and encodes 776 amino acids.